Molecule: messenger RNA, 6387 nt
Organism: Bactrocera dorsalis (oriental fruit fly)
Lineage: Eukaryota; Metazoa; Arthropoda; Insecta; Diptera; Tephritidae
Exons: 6
Coding region: 4777-5853 (358 amino acids)
Molecular function (GO): nucleic acid binding
Source: RefSeq, a predicted model, not a curated record
UUCUAGUUGUAAGCAACCCGUUUCCCAGAAUCCUAUCAUUCUUCCCUUUUUCUACAAAGCGUCAUACUGAACGUACGUGUGGACGGACCACCUUUCACCUUGCUAAAUUAUAUUUAAGUAUUUCUAAAUAAACAGUAAAUAAAGCAUUAAACUUCCAAAUAUAUUAGAAUAUUCGGAUAUCCACGUUUGUAUGUACAGGAAUGCGAUAAUCACAAUAUAUAAAUACCCUGUUAUUUAUAAUAAAUGUAAUUUAAUUCCGUUAUCCUACAAACAUGGAAAAGUACAAAUUGAAAGAAAUAUAGCAAAAUGUGAAAAUUAAUUUUUAAGAGUAUCUAAGUGUAAAAAUAAUGUAGGAAUAAAUAUUUGUAAACAAGAUAAUUGUGUCAUCCUUAUUUAGGACAAAGCUUAUUGUAAUACGAGUAUUGUAUAUUUGCCAGUAUUAAUAUUAGAUCACGGAAAUAUUAUAAUAUAAUAACGGAAACCAUGUGUACAUAUGUACAUAUAUGGAACGGCCAAAAUAUUACAGACACAAAAUUAAUUCAGUUUAUUACUCGUAUGAGCACUAUUUGAGAUAAUAAGACAUAUUUUAACCAUGAUCAAGAAAUAAAAAAUAUAAUACAUGGUCAUCAAAAUGAACAAAUCAAAAUUAUGAAAAUAUUAGAAUCAAAAUAGAAAUAUAUAUUUUCAAAUAUAAAAGAAUUGUACAAAUACCUAAAUCCUGUUCAGGAACGCCCUUUACAAUUUUUGAGCUAUGCUAUUCUUUUAUUCAAAAUAUUAGGAUUAUUUUAUGGCAUGUAAAUGUUACCAGAUUAAACAAGAAGUCAAAUAACGCCGAGCUUUCGAGCAGGUAUAUGAAAUGAGUACAGCGACUCCAAACACAGCGUCUUUGAAAUGAGGACAUCUCAUUUGAACAGAGGGAAGAGUAAAGAAAGAUAACAUUCCUUAUCAUACUCCCGAGCCCAAAUAUAUCAACAAAUCCUUAUCAGCUGUAAACAUAAAAAUAUGUAUCAUGACAUAUACACAUAAUAAUGUAAUGUAUUUAUCAGUAACUGAAUAGAACUUAUCCAAAUAACUUAUAUUUAUCAGCUUAAAAUAAGAACACAACAGAACAACAUGAAUGUUCUGUCGAUAGUAAAAAUAGUUGUAAGCAAACCUAAUGCCCUUUAGUCUUAGUAUUGCCAUCAAACGUGAAAGUGAAGAUAUUAAAAUCAACAAAUAAUAAAAUAAUAAACACAUUAUUAUUAUUAUUUAACUCGCGCGUUCUGACUGACCAGCCGCUCCAGUCGGUGCGUGCACGCUCCAAAGUACAGUCGCGGCGUAAAAAGUCAGUCCUAUUACUUUCCGGACAAACCCUGUAUAAAUGUUUAAAGCCCAUAUUGGUAACACUAUUUUGAAAUGAUACAUAGCAGAAAAAAUUAUGCCAACCGGUUAUUGUUUCGGUUUUUUUUGGUAUUGUCCUUGAAGAAUUGUCUGUAAGUGAGUUGUUGGGAGCCAAAGUGACUCAACGGUAUGACGAUCGCUGGUGUAGAAAAAUGAUUUAGCUUCAUUAUAGCGUGAGCCGCAGAGCGAAUAAGUUCUGUUUUCUUUAAAUAGUUGUGUUGUGACAAGUGUACUUUUAUACCAAAUAUUCGUACAUAUAUAAAAAAUAUAGAAAAUGCCAAAACGCUGCGCUUACAACCAUAUAGAGCAGAUGGAAGAACGAGAAAUUGUGGGCAUUUUGGAAACGUUUUUGAAAAACCAUAACCAAUUGGUACAAUUGUUCAAGACCCUUUUUAACAGACUGCAAAACGACAACUACUGUACGUCAUUGUCAUUAAAGCAGACAAAGUGUCCUAUGAAGAGCACGCAGGCACAACUGUUAAUGAUGUUGCAGUUGUUAUGGCUGAUGACCCAUGUGAACGUCGAGACAUACGCAUACAACACGGAGAUAAUACGAUGCAAAUAAUUCAAGAAAAUAAUAGUUCUUACGAUGCUUUGCAGUAUCCGUUGAUAUUGGAUGGAUAUCAUUUAAAUAUUAAAGAAAGGAAUCUAACUACAGGAGAAGAACUGAUGAAGGCAGUUAGUGCUAUGAACUUUUACUCAUAUCGGUUGAUGAUUCGUGCUAAUGAAGACUACAACAUUCUACUACAUACAACUAUUUCAUCAGUAAAUUGUGGAUAUGUACGUAAAAGUUGAAAGUGAGGGAUUACGAUAUAUAUAAUUUAAUCGAAUACUGAGGAGUACAUUAAUUUACGAGAUGCCACAAUCGGUAACGUAGAUGCAACAAAUGACAUCAACAACAUCGGUACUGCACAUAUCUUCUCAUCAUGCAAGAAUACAUUCAAAUCAAAAUUGAAAUCUUUGAUAAAUUUAAUUACACAUCACUCGGUGUUUGGUGAAACACGAUGUUGGCUUUACUCUGUUGAAUGGCAAAAACGCAAAUUUGAUUUGGUUGGUGGAUAAACUAAGCUCAGAAGAAAUUGACAAUAUAAUUUCAGCGAAUAUUCCAGAUCCGAAUGUUAAUUAAGAAUUGUUUGACAUUGUUACUACUAAUAUGAUCCAUGGUCCAUGCGGUAAUCUAAAUACAUUAUGAUGUUAACAUGUAUGGGCAAUGUAAAAUAUUCAAAACGUGUUCCAUAACCAUAUCAAUUUGUGGCUUGGAUUUACAAAAUCCGUGUUUCUCUCACGAAUUAUAUGCUGCAUGUUACAGAGUUGGAAAACUAUCGAAUUUGUUUGUUUAUGUCAUUACGAUAAACUUUUUUUUUGUAAAUUACAAAAAAAUAUUUUUUGCUAUAAAAUAAAAUAGUUUGAGUCUAAGUUUUUUCACCUUUAAUUAAAACUACUUAAAAUUUUCACCAAACACAGCAUCUAAAUUUCAUUUCACUCAUACAGUAUACACAUACUCACACGCUAUGGAUUGGUUGAAUUGUGAUAAAUGUACCUGUGAUGAUAUUGUAAUAAUUUUUUAAUAAUAAUUUUCAUCAAAACGGUCCAGAUUGUUGCAGCUUAUGGAAACAAAUUUUCGGAUUAAAGACGUGUACUCGUAUCCAGGACAUCAUCUUUCGGAUCCGCUAGUACUCUAUAUAACUCAUACAAUGGCCGACAAAUUCGGCAUAAAAUUUGUUAGAAAGCGAAAAUACCUCACAUACAAUCACCAAUCAUAUGGAGCAAAGUCAGCCGGAUGUUCGAAAAUUUUGGUAAUGGUUAUAAGGGGGCUGGGUCAAGUUUUCGAUCAAAUUUAUUCAUUUUAGGCACAAAGAUAAACUGCCAUGAUUAGAAUACGCUCUACCAAUUUCAUCGAGAUAAUAUUGGUUGAUAUAUCCAGCAUAAAGACACCUGGAAGUUCGAAAAUCUUUAUAUUGGGUAGGGUAGAAGGGGGAGCAUUCGCCAGUGGGGCACAUAUGCCACCACCAAUUAUCUUCAAAAUUAAAUAAGCUAUUGAUAAUCGAAAAACGAUAUUUUGUGCAUUUAUCGAUGAUCUUCCACCUCUCACUCUUUGGUAGUUUCAUUAUAUAUGUGCUCGAGGACGGACGAGGUUUUAUGUUUUACGGACUACCGCGAAAAUAUUUGGUUGUAAGUAUUUUGUGUAAUAACUUUUUCAGUUUUUGUGAUUUAAAAAAGAUAUUUCACAGAUGUGUGCUAUUGAAAUUAGUGACAAAAUCUUGCCAGUGCUUGUUUUAGUUAAUUUAAUAAAAGUGCCAAAACUGUUUAAAUUAGUUCAAGAGGUUCCUCCUGGGGCUCAUUCGCCAGGCUGUUGGUGGGGUGGUUUCGCCGGCGAUUCUGCCCCAUGGGUAUGAUUCGCCACUGCCAAAUGUACCCCAUGGGGUGAAUUCACCACAGGCCAAUGACCUCCAAGCUAUAGAUUCGCCACUAGCGUAAUUAGGGAUUUGCUUUUAAUGUCUAAUCUUGAAGUGCUUCUAGUACCAUGAACUCAGGACAAAUUUCGAAAAUAUUUAUUUAUACCUGUACGUACAAAGAUCAUUUAGCGAUGGUUCGAAACUACAAAAGAAAAACUAACCGAUGUAACUUAGAUGAGACGAAGAUGAAACUUGCAAUAAAAGAUGUCAUCUCAAAAAAAUAUAACACAAGUCAAGCUGCUGACUUUUAUGAUUUAAAACGAACUACUUUGCGAGAUCGUAUAAAAAAAUUAAGAAAAGUAAAUUGGAGGCAUUAGAUGACUCCGGCCAGUCAUCUGAAGGUGAAUAUAUGUAUUCAUCGAAAUAUACCUCAAAUCAAGUUUUCACAAAACAUCAAGAAAAAGAGAUAUGCAAGUAUUUUAAAGCAUGCUCUAACCUACAGCACGGCUUCACCUAUACAAUGGCACGGAAGUUUGUAUUUGAAUAUGCCACAAUAAAUGAUAUUGCCAUUCCUUUAUCAUGGGUGGAUAAUCAAAAAGCUGGAAUUGACUGGAUUCAAGCGUUUAUGAAACGAAAUCAAGACUUGAGUUUGCGAAAACCGGAAAAUACAAUUAAGAAAACCGCAGUAAUGGAGUUUUUCGAUAAUAUGCAGCAUUUGCUCAAAAAAAAUUCAUUUUCUCCGUGUGAUAUUUAUAAUUUAGACGAAACGGGUAUUACUACUGUGUUGCAAUCACCCAAGGUUAUUUCUACAAAAGGAAGACGAACAGUUUCUCAAGUGGCGUCUGCAGAAAGAGGAUCGCUUGUGACAAUGGUAGACAUUGUAAAUGCUUCUGGUAACGCUCUGCCACCUGUCUAUGUGUUCCCUCGUAUAAAGUAUAAAUAACAUUUCGUGAAUGGGGGUCCCAACGGUUGUCUGGGGAUAACAGAUAAGAGCGGAUGGAUGACAGCUCAAGGCUUUAUAGAAGUCCUAAAGCACAUCAAAAAUAACACUCGGUGUUCCAAGGAGAAACCAAUAAUCCUUUUCCUAGACAAUCACGUCUCCCACUGCAGUCUAACAGCAAUCAUAUUUUGCAGAGAAAAUGGUAUUCAUAUGAUUACUUUUCCGCCACAUACGUCACAUAAGCUCCAACCAUUGGAUGUAUCUGUAUUUGGUCCGUUUAAAAAGUACUUAGCGACUUCGUUCAAUGAUUUCCUUGUUUCCAACCCUGGUAGAAUAAUUACAAUUUACGAUGUACCAUCGCUAACUAAUAUCCCAUUUCGGAAGGCAUUUGCUGCUGAAAACAUUUGCAAAGGAUUUGAAAUGACAGGUAUCAGCCCAUUUAACAGACAAAUAUUUCCUGAAACAGACUUCAUAAACGAACCAAAUGAAGAACAUCCAACCGCUGACAAUGAUAAUGAACCUAUACUUCAACAAGAUGCGAUUUCAAAUGAACCUGAUGUCCUGUUUGAGCCUCCAGUGACACCACCACCUCUUCCUAAAACUCCGGAGCAAGUUCGUCCACUCCCUAGAAUUCAACAAUCUAAAUCUAACAAAAGAAAGGGAAAAUCCACAAUCUUGACAUCUACUCCAUUAAAAGAAGAAAAGGAACGAACACAGCAGCAAAAGAAACAAGCACCCACAGCUCAAAUCUUUUAUAAAAAGCUCAUUGAAAGCACAAAAAUAGACGCAACGUGGGAUUUAAUACGGUGGAAAGUGCGGCACCUGAAGGCUUCAUACAAAAAACCAAGCGAUUGGCGAAUGUCAACAGGAGCAGGCCCUCUUGAGUCUGAUGACGGGACGUCGAGUGUUGAAGGCAAAGUGUUGCAGAUGUGCCCACACUUUAAUCAGCUUAAACAUAUUUUUGGGAAAAAAGCCACAAGUGAAUUACCAUUUGAAGUGGUUGAUAGUGGCAGUACGUCCAUAAUGAAUGAAAGCGCGGCCAGCCAAACACUGAAAUCACUUUUCCUGAUGUCGGCGAAGAAAUUGCGUCUCCAAUUGACAUUGCCAAUAUUGAAAAUCUACCACCAGGCAAUGUAAGUGAAGUGACUGUUUCUGAAAAAGCAAAAGAUUUCGCGGAAAAAAAUGAAAAAACAUGUCCCAAAAUCAUCUGCUGCAAAUCUUGUUGCUUUUCAAGUCGAGCAUAGGCAAAUGUUUAAAAUGAAAAUGGAAUGGGAAAAAAGAAACAUGAAAAAUAUCACGCUUUGAAUGAAAGAAGAUUGCAAGCAAAAAUUGAAAGAGGUAAAGCUGAAAAAAUAUUCAAGAACCGUGGAUUGGACUUAAAAAUUGGAAAGGAAUGAACGAUUGAAAAAACUUCAAAUUGAAAAGGAGGAACGCUCGCAAAGGUUCGAAAUUGAAAUGAAAUAUAAGUAUUCCCCUCACCAGUAAUUUUUCUGUACUUUAUUUAUCUCUAUUUAUUUAUUUCUGUACUUUAUUUAUCUUUGUAUUUUAAAAUAUGUAGUUCCAAUUACUGUUGAGAUGAAUACUUAUUUAAUACGGUUUUUGAUGUUUUACUAUCUUCUAUAAUUCAAAGCGUUAUCUUUUUCGUGUUUGUCUUGUACUAAAUACUUAAAU